AUGCGUGCCGCCAUGGCGGCGGCGGCCCUCCGACCCAGCGCCACCACCCUCCGCUUCCUCUUCACCCCACCUCACCAGCGCCGCCGCCUCUUGGUCGAACACAUCCCCUUUGCUCGCCGACGCCGCCACUCCUCCACCGCCACGGCCCCAGCGCUGGAGGACUCCAGCCCCAGCAAUGGUGAAGGCAAGGCCGCCCGCCGCCGCCGCGCCCGCGAAUCCCCCGAGGGCCUCCUCCGCCACCAGCUCGACAUGUGCUCCCGCAACGCCGACCUCACCACCGCGCUCCGUCUCUACGACGACGCCCUCUCCCCGGACACCCCCGUCCCGCUCUCCCUCCACCACUACAACUGCCUGCUCUACCUCUGCUCCAACGCCGCCGCUACCGACUCUGACACCGACAGCUCCGCUGCCGCUGCCGCUGCCCAGCGCGGCUUCGACAUCUUCGCCAGGAUGGAGGCCGACGGCGUCCAGCCCAACGAGGCCACCCUCACCAGCGUCGCGCGCCUCGCCGCCGCCACCCGCGAUCCCGCCAUGGCCUUCUCCGUCGUCCGCCGCAUGGCCGCUGCGGGCACCCCGCCGCGCCUCCGCUCGUACGGCCCAGCCCUCUUCGCCUACUGCGAUGCUAAAGACGCCGACGGCGCCAAGCAGGUCGAGGCCCACAUGGACGCCUCUGGCGUCGUGCCCGAGGAGCCCGAGCUCGCCGCGUUGCUCCGCGUCAAUGCGGACAAGGGCAAGGCCGAUGAGGUUUACAGGCUCCUGCACAGGACGCGCGCCCUCGUCAGGCAGGUCUGCGACACGACCGCUCAGGUCGUCGAGGCCUGGUUCCGGUCGGACGCAGCGUCCCAGGCGGGGGUGGACAAGUGGGAUCCCAGCAAAGUCAAGGAGGCCGUCGUCAAGGGCGGCGGCGGCUGGCAUGGCCAGGGAUGGCUUGGCAAGGGGCCAUGGAGCGUUGGCUGGACCGAGAUGGAUAAGGAUGGGACAUGCCAACGCUGUGGGGAGAAGCUUGUCUGCAUAGACAUUGAUCCAACGGAGACUGACAACUUUGCAAAUUCGCUCACCGAACUUGCCAUCAAGCGUGAGGUCAAGGAAGAUUUCCUCGGGUUCCAGAACUGGCUACGUCGCCAUGGACCAUUCGAUGCUGUUAUAGAUGCUGCUAACGUAGGCCUUUACAAUAGCAAAGCUUUCAGUUUUUCACAGGUUAACUCUGUUGUAAAUGCUAUACAGAGAGUAACUCAAUCAAAGAAGUUGCCACUGAUAAUUUUGCAUAGGAACCGUGUAAAUGGUGGUCCUGCAAAAGCUCCAUACAACCAGAAGAUUCUGGAGAGUUGGAGGAAUGCUGGAGCUCUGUAUGCAACCCCUCCUGGUUCCAAUGAUGAUUGGUAUUGGCUGUAUGCAGCUGUCAGUUGCCGAUCGUUGCUUGUUACAAAUGAUGAGAUGCGAGACCACUUGUUUCAACUGCUUGGCACUAGUUUUUUUCCUAGGUGGAAAGAGAAACAUCAGAAACAAUCAUAUGCCUUGAAGAAACUGAACAACACAGUCCAUGCUAUUACCAUUCUUGGAUGUAGGAAUCUGAAGAUGGAAUCUGGCAUGUACCAACAACAACAGGCGAUGAUAUUGAAAAGCCACGGCAGUGGAUGUGCACUACUAGAAAAUCUUCAAAGUAGAUGGGAUUUGAUUUUCGCCCAGUCUACUGACACAGAUGGUUCCAGUCUUGGUGGGAAGAGUGGCGUGACAAAUCGUCAAAACACCAAAGCUUAA
Molecule: messenger RNA, 1758 nt
Organism: Miscanthus lutarioriparius
Lineage: Eukaryota; Viridiplantae; Streptophyta; Magnoliopsida; Poales; Poaceae
Source: the annotation of a GenBank genome assembly